Nicotiana tabacum (common tobacco) is the source of this 579-nucleotide messenger RNA. RefSeq names its product HMG1/2-like protein. Lineage: Eukaryota; Viridiplantae; Streptophyta; Magnoliopsida; Solanales; Solanaceae. The record is from RefSeq and is a predicted model, not a curated record.
UCACAACGCACCAAAGGAAUAUACAUCUAUUUGUUUCUCUCUCUCUAGAGGUUUCGUCAUGAAAGGAGUUAAAUCUAAGGCUGGAGCUGAUUCCAAGCUUGGAGUAAGGAAGAAGGCUACGGAGACGAAGAAAGCGAAGAAAGUCGUGAAGGAUCCAAACAAGCCUAAGAGGCCUCCAAAUGCCUUCUUCGUUUUCAUGGAGGAGUUUAGGAAGACGUACAAGGAAAAGCACCCAAACAACAAAUCUGUUGCCGCUGUUAGUAAAGCUGGCGGAGACGCGUGGAAAAAAUUGUCAGAUGCUGAGAAAGCACCUUACCGGGCAAAGGCUGAGAAAAGAAAGGCUGAAUACCAAAAGAACAUGGAUGCCUAUAACAGAAAACAGGCUGGUGAUGCAGAAGAGGAGGAAUCAGACAAGUCAAAGUCUGAGGUUCAUGAUGAUGACAAGGACGAUGAUGGAAGCGAAGAGGAGGAGGAGGAUGAUUAAAAACUGAACAGUUGUUGAAUUGCAGAAAAUUAUGGCAAAGUUGAUGUAGGAAUCCCUUUCAGCCCUUUCCUUGAUAAAUAGAUACCCUCUUUUUA